Geodia barretti is the source of this 594-nucleotide messenger RNA. The record is from the annotation of a GenBank genome assembly. NCBI's taxonomy places the organism in Eukaryota, Metazoa, Porifera, Demospongiae, Tetractinellida, Geodiidae.
AUGUCCUGCAGGCUCGAUGAUACCGGCGAUUUUCCAUGGGAAGCCGACGGUGCCGAUACUCCCGAUGCAGUCGUCUUGGACCUGUCGACCAUGGAAAUGGCCGACGCGCGCCGGGCCGUCGGCAGUUGUCGGGAGCGGAAGUUGCCGGUGGUGGCGGCACUUCCCAAGGACGCCAUUGGGCGCUAUGACCCCACCCUGAACCCGGAUGACCUCCUGAUCUGCCCCACGUCAGACGACGAACUUACGUUGCGGAUGCAACAGGUGGUUUUCCGGGUCAACGGACCCUCAGGCUCGCAGACCCUGUCCAUCGGGGAUCUCAGCAUUGACCUGGAACGUUACGAGGUCUCCGUGGCCGGCCGCCGCGUGACCCUGACCUACAAGGAGUUCCAGCUCUUGUCACUGCUGGCCUCCAACCCCGGCCGCGUCUACACCCGCGAAGCUCUGCUAAGCCAGGUCUGGGGCUACGACUAUCUCGGCGGUACGCGCACGGUCGAUGUGCAUGUGCGACGGCUGCGUUCAAAGGUGGAAUCGCCCGGCCGCUCCUUUGUGGAAACCAUCUGGAACGUCGGCUACCGUUUCAAGGCUCCGGGCUGA